CGAGCCCCUCCGCCCGGCCCGGCCCGGCCCGGCCCGGCCCGCGCCGCGCUCACCUGGGCGGCGGCGGCGCCGCUAGGGGGCAGCGAGCUCGCGGCGCCUUUCCGCCCCGGCUAGCCCAGGAGCCAGACGGGAGGCGCGACCCGCUGCAGAGUUUAUCCCAUGAAAAAGCACCCGAAGGGACUUGCUGACAGCUUGUGGCAAAAUAAAACUCGACAGCAGCAGCACAAGUAUCAAUCUAUCUAGAAAAAACUUGCAUGGAGCUGUUAAAGAGUAGGAUGUGGCUCUGCAGAGGAGGGCUCUUCCCUUUCAUUUAUGUUGAGAUCUGAACUUUAUGCUCAUGAGGAGACGUGCAAGUGCAGAAUGUGAGUCACUCAGCGUGGUCAAGCAGGUCAGAACCAAGGGCUACCUUAGAAGAUAGAAGUGCUCUUCAAAGAAGGAUAGAUCUAUCUUUGCUUUGUUGUCAUCACUGGGAACUGAGAGAGAAGUCAAAGCCAAACUGGAAUAAAAUGCCAGCUAAGGGCAAAUACUUCUUUAAUGAAAAUGAAGACUGCAAGAUAACAGAUCCACUUUAUGAGAAGUAUCGCUACACCAGCCAGCAGCAUCCGCUUCUUCUCCUGCUGCUCUUCAUUGCAAUUACUUUCUGUAUUACGCUAAUUAUAAUGAUCUUUGUCUUGCAUAAACCACAAGAUCAUCUUGCUUUCAUUAUUACAGUAUGUACUGCUCUUGUAAUAUUUGCAGUCAUGUACUUGCUUGUAUGCAUUGAAUCCUUAUUUCGGAGAUGGCUGAAAUUAUUUGGGAUUUUGAUUUGGAUCUGUUUCCUGACCAUAGGAUAUGUGUCAGUUUUUGGAAGGACAGAGAUCCCUUCAUUCUAUGCAUGGGAACAAGUGCCAUUCUUCCUGUUCAUAAUCUUCACAGUUUACACCAUGUUACCCUUUGGGAUGAGAGAUGCUGUCAUCAUCAGCAUCCUUUCUGCAGUGUCCCAUAUUGUAGCCCUAAGCAUUACAGUGACACUAUAUCCUAAACCAGGCCAACAACCCAUUACACUUCAGUUACUUGCCAAUGCUGUAAUUUUUCUUUGUGGUAACCUGAUGGGUGCAUUUCACAAGCAUCGGAUGCAAGAUGCUUCAUGGGAUUUGUACAGAUACACUUUAAAGUGCAUUCAAGUCCGAAUGAAACUGAAGAUUGAAAAGAGGCAACAAGAAAGCUUGCUUUUAUCUAUUCUGCCAGCUCAUAUCUCAAUGGGAAUGAAACUAGCCAUCAUAGAGCGACUGAAGGAAACCAAUGACGAUAGGCAAAUGCAUGAUAACAACUUCCAUAGUCUAUAUGUGAAAAGGCAUCAGAAUGUUAGCAUCCUGUAUGCAGACAUUGUGGGAUUCACUCGUCUGGCUAGUGACUGCUCUCCAAAGGAGCUGGUAGUGAUGCUGAAUGAGCUCUUUGGGAAGUUUGAUCAAAUUGCAAAGGAAAAUGAAUGCAUGAGAAUAAAAAUUCUGGGAGACUGUUAUUACUGUGUCUCAGGCCUACCUGUGUCCUUACCAGUUCAUGCCCGGAACUGUGUGAAAAUGGGACUCGACAUGUGUGAAGCUAUAAAACAAGUGAAAGAAGCCACUGGAGUGGACAUCAGUAUGAGAGUUGGUAUCCAUUCUGGGAAUGUGCUUUGUGGCGUGAUUGGACUCCGGAAAUGGCAGUAUGAUGUGUGGUCUCAUGAUGUUUCCUUAGCUAAUCGUAUGGAAUCCUCAGGAAUACCUGGUCGUGUACACAUCACUGAAGCAACGCUAAAUCACCUAGGCAAAGCUUACGAAGUGGAAGAAGGGAAUGGACACCUGAGAGACCCAUACCUUAAAGCAAUGAACAUCAAAACCUACUUGGUAAUUGACCCAAGGUCUAAACAGCAGAUGUUGAAUAAUCAUCUUCCUAAAACACGAGUGAACGAUGGGCUGAAGAUGCGUGCCUCUGUCCGUAUGACACGUUAUUUGGAGUCCUGGGGAGCAGCCAGGCCCUUUGCCCAUCUGAACCACAGAGAAAGUGUCAGCAGUGACUCCUCAGCUCCAAGUGGGAGACAAAGAAAGGAGAUACCUUUGAAUUCUACAGGUCGUCAAAAGACUUCAGAUAGAAAUACGUCCCAGAAGGGAAGAAUGGAAGAAGAUAUUUAUGAUGAAAUGAUGUCGACCAUUGAGGGUCUCAGUUCGACUAAACCAUGGUAUAAUAACUCAGAUGACUUCUGUGGAUUCUCACUGUUUUUUGUAGAAUCUGGAUUGGAAAAAGAGUAUCGCACCAUCCCCAUCCCCGGACUGAGGAGUUACUUUGGCUGUGCCAGUAUUGUGUUGCUCUGUAUAUUUAUAAUACAGGUGUUUGUCAUGCCAAAAACCACAAAACUAGGACUUUCAUUUGGAAUUGUAGCAGUCAUAAUUGUGCUUAUUUUGUGUGUGUGUUUUGCUGAUAAAUGCCUGAAAUGCUGCUCAGAACAAUGGCCUUCUAUGCGCCACCUUUGUGCUAUUUCGGAUAAGGUAGAAACAAUGCCUCUAGUGAGACUCCCUUUAGCAAUCAUCACUAUAGGUGCAUUGCUGAUUAUAGCCAUUUUUAAUUUGCCUGCUGAAAAAAGUAGAUCCAUAAACGCAACUGGAUCAAAUGAUGAGGUUGUCACCUUCGUGGCUACUCAAAAAAGUACAACUGUGAACUCUACUGGAUCCUAUACUAAGGAUGUCACCUUGCCGUAUUAUACUUAUUGCUGCAUAUUAGGGUUUAUUGCUUGCUCUGUAUUCCUUCGGAUGAGCUUCGAACUCAAAGUUCUCCUUCUGUCCAUCGCUGUUACUGUGUACAUCAUCAUCUUUAAUACCCAUCAGAGCUUGAGUGCAAGCUCCACCAAUGACACCGCUAAUCCUGAAAGGUUUUUCAUGAGAGAUCCAGUAGAGAUGACUAAGUUAUACCUGGCUCUGUUUUACAUAACUCUGAUCCUAUUUUCAAGACAGAUUGAGUAUUACUGUCGACUAGAUUGCUUGUGGAAGAAUAAAUUUAAAAAAGAACAUGAACAAUUUGAAACCAUGGAGAACGUAAACAGGCUCUUGCUGGAAAAUGUCCUUCCGGCACAUGUUGCUGCUCAUUUCAUUGGUGACAAAUUAAAUGAGGAUUGGUACCAUCAGUCUUAUGACUGUGUCUGUGUCAUGUUUGCAUCAGUACCUGAUUUUAAGGUGUUUUAUACCGAAUGUGAUGUCAAUAAAGAGGGACUGGAGUGCUUGCGGCUGCUGAACGAAAUCAUUGCUGAUUUUGAUGAGCUAUUGUUAAAACCUAAAUUUAGUGGUGUUGAAAAAAUCAAAACCAUUGGAAGCACUUACAUGGCAGCAGCAGGCCUUAGUGUUGCACCAGGCCAAGAGAACAAUCAGGACCAGGAGAGACAGCAUGCUCAAAUUGGGAUCAUGGUGGAGUAUGGAAUUGCCUUGAUGAGUAAACUAGAUGGCAUCAACAGACAUUCCUUUAACAAUUUCCGCCUACGGGUUGGGAUAAACCAUGGGCCUGUAAUAGCAGGUGUGAUUGGUGCUCGUAAACCCCAGUAUGAUAUCUGGGGCAACACUGUCAAUGUCGCUAGCAGGAUGGAGAGUACUGGUGAACUUGGAAAAAUCCAGGUUACAGAAGAGACGAGCAAAAUAUUACAGAAACUGGGAUAUUCAUGUGAAUGUAGGGGACUCAUUAAUGUCAAAGGAAAGGGAGAACUAAGGACUUACUUUGUGUGUACUGAUACAGCCAAAUCCCAAGGUAUUGGAUUGAACUGAAUCUGUAACGAAGUUUGUCAAAAAGUAUUUUUAGCCACCACUUCCCUUCUAUGAAGUCUUAAAAUUUCCUUCCUUAUGUAAAGGAGAUCAUUCCAAAUGUAUGUGUACUACUAAUGGUCCCUCUGCAUCUCAAGGUAGGAGACUGACUUUAAAAGAAGUCAGAAAAUGCCUUGAAGCAAUUGUGGACUGCCUGUUUCUGGGAUAAUUUCAAGAUUUUUCUGGAAUUGUCUUGCAGCAUUUCCUAGUAUUUCCUUUCCUACAUGCAAUCUGGUAGAUUAAAGGCUUUAAUAGCACAUGCAGAUGCACUGUUGAACUAAUUUCCCAGUUAAAACACACGUUAGGAAAAACUUCCUGACUGUCAGGGUAGCUAAGCAUUGGAAUAAAUUGCCUAGGAAGGUUAUGGAAUAUCCAUCAUUGGAGGUUUUUAAGAACAGGUUAGACAAACACCUGUCAGGAAUGGUCUAGUUAUUAUGUAGUCCUGCCUUGAGUGCAGGAGAUUAGACUUGACCUCUUGAGGUCUCUUCUAAUCCUAUACUUAUGAUUCCACUGCCUCAUUCUUUGUUAGAUCUGCUAGCAGUGUUGCAC
Messenger RNA from Dermochelys coriacea (leatherback sea turtle), 4349 nucleotides. RefSeq names its product adenylate cyclase 7 (gene ADCY7). The transcript has 27 exons. NCBI's taxonomy places the organism in Eukaryota, Metazoa, Chordata, Testudines, Dermochelyidae. Bases 507 to 3764 code for a protein of 1085 amino acids. Gene Ontology annotation, molecular function: adenylate cyclase activity. Gene Ontology annotation, cellular component: plasma membrane. Gene Ontology annotation, biological process: cAMP biosynthetic process; adenylate cyclase-inhibiting G protein-coupled receptor signaling pathway; intracellular signal transduction. The record is from RefSeq and is a predicted model, not a curated record.